CUUUUGAGAGUUAUUUCUGGAAUAUACAAGUCAUUAUAUGACCAGCCGAUAUUGUGUAAGGGUUUAGGUUAUAGGGAAUGCUGGUUAAAUCAAUCGUGUGUAUCCUGAUCAAUAGUAUGAAUAGUAUGAGUAGUAUGCGUAGUGGAAAUCAUCAUGAAAACAAUUGUGCCUGACAUGUUAUGAUGAUAACAUGACAUACUCGUAUGAUUUACUAGUAUUAAAUUGAAUAUCUUAAACCCUUCUGUAGUGUAUUUCAUUUUUUGGUUGCGUUUUGCGGAGAGACUCGCGGUGUUUGAAAAAUUAUCGAACCCAUCUCAACUAGAUCAAAGUAUCUAUUGUAGAGGUAAGCAUGUCUGAAUCUCAAUCAAAAGGGUCUCUACUUUUAGCCUGGCAAGUCAAAGACAAACAUUGUUUAGUCAUUGGAGCAGGAGAUGUGGCCUUAAGUCGAAUCAAUCAUCUUGUAAUAGCUCAAGCCAAAAUUACAGUUAUAACAGGUCAAAAUGGUAAUAUUCAUCCUGAUAUUAUUAAAUUGAAUGAACAAGAAAUCUAUUCAAAAAUUCAAGCACAAAUAAAUAAUGAAAAUUUUGAAAUCGUAUGUUGUUGUAUUGAUGAUUAUACAUUAUCAACUGCUAUCUAUUAUCAAUGUAAGUAUCUUGGAAUCAAUUGUAAUAUUGCUGAUAAACCUCAUCUCUGUGACUUUUAUUUUGGAUCUAUGAUAAAUGAGAAAAAUCUUCAAAUUAUGAUUUCAACUAAUGGUCAAUCUCCAAGAUUAUCAAAAUUAAUUAAAGAUUCAAUUCAAAAACAAUUCAUAAAUGGGGUAGAUUUAAAUAUUGCUGUAGAGAAUUUAGGAGCUAUACGAGCCAAAUUACGAGAACUAAAACUUGUUGAUAAAAUAGAUCCAAACGAUAAUUUACCAAUUAUUGAAAAGAGAAUGUCAUGGAUUAAAACUUUAACUGAUAUGUACACUAUAAAACAAUGGAGUUCUAAAAGAUUAUUACAACAAGAAAUAGAAACAAUUGUCAACUAUUUUCCUGAUUUCCCUCCAUCAAUUUAA
Scheffersomyces amazonensis is the source of this 1054-nucleotide messenger RNA. RefSeq names its product bifunctional precorrin-2 dehydrogenase/sirohydrochlorin ferrochelatase (gene MET8). Lineage: Eukaryota; Fungi; Ascomycota; Pichiomycetes; Serinales; Debaryomycetaceae. Bases 350 to 1054 code for a protein of 234 amino acids. Gene Ontology annotation, biological process: siroheme biosynthetic process. The transcript has 2 exons. Gene Ontology annotation, molecular function: protoporphyrin ferrochelatase activity; precorrin-2 dehydrogenase activity. The record is from RefSeq and is a predicted model, not a curated record.